AUGGCAAAGGCUAUUAGAGAAAGAGAUAGCAAAGCUAUUCUCUAUAAUUAUCUGAAUCAGCUGUUGGCUCAAGAAACGAGAAAAGGUUUCCAGUUACCCUCACUAAAAUCAGUCACUGUGAGUGCUAAUACUGACUUGGAGGAGCUCACUUUGAAACAACCAUGGCUUGAAAAACAAUCUUUAGUAGUAAAAACAGAUCAGUUGAUCAAAAGACGAGGAAAACUAGGUUUGAUUGGGGUUAAUAAAUCUCUUGAAAGUGUACGAGAUUGGCUGGGAGAUUACAUGGGCAAAGAGAUCCAGAUUGGUUCAGCUGUUGGCAAAUUAAAUACAUUCAUUAUAGAACCUUAUUUGAUGCAUGAUCUAAAAGAGGAAUUCUAUACUUGUAUCUAUGCCACAAGACAAGGAAAUACUGUGUUAUUUCAUCCUGAGGGAGGAGUUGAAGUUGGUGAUAUUGACACUGAAGCAUAUAGUGUUAAUGUUGACAUUGAGUCUACUCUUACUAUUGAACAAGCUAAAGAAAUAGUAGCAACUGCUCCAGAGAACACUCAACAAGUACUGGCGGAGUUCUUGGUACUACUCUAUAAAGCAUAUAAUGAUCUUUACUUCACUUAUCUAGAAAUUAACCCACUUGUUGUCAAGGGUGAUCAAAUCUACAUGUUGGACUUAGCAGCAAAGCUGGACUCAACAGCUGAAUUAUUUGUAAAAAAAUUAUGGGAAGAUGUCAAUUUUCCACCACCUUUUGGAAGAGAUGCUUUCCCUGAGGAAGCAUAUGCUGAUCUUGAUGCUAAAAGUGGUGCCUCAUUAAAAUUAACCAUCCUUAAUCCUAAGGGACGCAUAUGGACUAUGGUUGCUGGAGGUGGAGCAGUUAUAUACAGUGAUACAAUCUGUGACAUGGGUGGAGCUAAAGAAUUAGCUAAUUAUGGAGAAUAUUCAGGAGCCCCAAACGAGUCUCAGACAUUUGAAUAUGCUAAAACUAUCCUUGGACUAAUGACCAAGGGGUCUGUAUUUCAAGAUGGUAAAAUACUCAUUAUAGGAGGUGGAAUUGCUAACUUCACUAAUGUUGCUGCUACAUUUAAAGGCAUUGUCAAAGCAUUGACUGAAUACAGGCAUAAACUCUUGGAACACAAAGUUACCAUUGUCCGUCGAGGAGGUCCCAAUUUUCAAGAGGGUCUUCGAGUGAUGAGAGAAGUGGGAUCUAAACUUGGCCUUCCAAUUCAUGUUUUUGGUCCAGAGACUCAUAUGACAGCCAUUGUUGGCAUGGCCCUUGGAAAGAGAGCAAUACCAAAGGAACAUCUAAACUAGGCAGCAGCAUUUCAAGUUCCUUUAACUCCUGCUACAUCAGGCAAUUCUCUAUCGGAGAUGGUAGUUGAUAAAGAUACUCCUCAACUCUCCCAAUCUAUCAUUAUUAACCAAUGGACUGAAGAGAAGGAGGAAUCCAUCGCUGUUCCUCUUGAAUUGUUCACUAAGAAUAGUGUUGCUAUUGUUUGGGGGAUGCAGCCUAGAGCAGUUCAAGGAAUGUUAGAUUUUGAUCUGUUGUGUUCAAGAGAGAAACCCUCUGUUGCUGCAAUGGUCUAUCCAUUCAGUGGUAACCAUAAACAAAGGUUUUAUUGGGGUAGUAAAGAAUUCCUUUUACCAGUUUACAAAGAUCUUACUGAAGCAGUUAAAAAACAUCCAGAAGCUGAUGUUUUAGUAAACUUUGCCUCUCUACGUUCUGCCUAUGAAGCUACUAUGGAGACAUUGACUCACUCACAAUUUCGUUCUAUAGCCAUUAUUGCUGAAGGGAUUCCUGAAAAUUUGACAAAGAAACUUAUCAAGAAGGCAAAGGAGAAAAACGUUGUCAUUAUUGGUCCUGCCACAGUGGGUGGGAUUAAACCAGGAUGUUUUAAGAUUGGUAACACAGGUGGUAUGAUGGACAAUAUUAUUUCGUCUAAAUUAUAUCGACCUGGAAGUGUAGCCUAUGUGUCUCGAUCUGGUGGAAUGUCAAAUGAACUUAAUAAUAUCAUAUCUCGCAUGACUAAUGGAGUCUAUGAGGGUGUGGCUAUUGGUGGUGAUCGUUAUCCAGGCUCUACUUUUAUCGAUCACAUUUUUCGUUACCAUGACAAUCCUGAUGUUAAAAUGAUUAUUGUCCUUGGAGAGGUUGGUGGUGUUGAAGAAUACGAGAUUUGUAAAAAUCUAAAUUCUGGUCGCCUUUUUAAACCCAUUAUUGCUUGGUGCAUUGGUACGUGUGCCAAAAUGUUUUCAUCUGAGGUUCAGUUUGGACAUGCUGGAGCAUGUGCCAGUGGUGAAGAGGAAACAGCUGAUGCUAAAAAUAAAGCAUUAAGAGAAGCAGGUGCUUUUGUUCCAGACAAUUUUGAUACAUUAGGCACAAUCAUUGGUGAGGUAUACGAACAAUUAGUAGCAGCUGGUCUUAUUGUUCCACGACCUGAAAUUGAACCGCCCACUCUUCCCAUGGAUUAUUCCUGGGCUCAGGAAUUGGGUUUAAUUCGAAAGCCAUCAUCAUUUCUCUCUAGUAUAUGUGAUGAGAGAGGAGAAGAGCUGUUAUAUGCUGGUAUGCCAAUAUCUGAUGUCUUUAAAGAGGACAUUGGGAUAGGAGGUGUCUUAAGUUUAUUGUGGUUUCAAAGGAGGUUGCCCGAAUAUGCAUGCAAAUUUUUGGAGAUUUGUCUCAUGGUAACAGCAGAUCAUGGUCCAGCUGUAUCAGGUGCUCAUAAUACUAUAGUAACAGCUCGUGCUGGUAAAGAUUUAGUGUCCUCUUUAAUCGGUCUAUUGACAAUAGGAGAAAGAUUUGGUGGUGCAUUAGAUGGUGCUGCUAGCCAGUUUUCUCAGGCAUAUGAUUCUGGUAUGACACCAAUGGAGUUUGUUAAUGAGACUCGUAAACAACACAAGUUGAUAUUAGGUAUUGGACAUCGAGUCAAAUCAAUCAACAAUCCUGAUAUGAGAGUGGCCAUUAUAAGGGACUACGUCAAAUCUCACUUCCCGGCAACUCAAGUUCUUGAUUAUGCUUUAGAAGUUGAGAAGAUAACAACAUCAAAGAAACCUAACCUCAUUCUCAAUGUUGAUGGUGUCAUAGCAACAUCAUUUGUAGAUCUGCUCAGACAUAGUGGUGCCUUCACUAGAGAGGAUGCUCAAGAAUAUCUUGAAAUAGGUGCAUUAAAUGGUCUCUUUGUUUUGGGACGAACAAUGGGAUUUAUUGGUCACUAUCUUGAUCAACGAAGACUUAAACAAGGUCUCUACCGUCAUCCUUGGGAUGAUAUAUCCUACCUGACUCCUGAAAUAUCAAUUGAUUUAGCCUCAUAA
Gigantopelta aegis is the source of this 3294-nucleotide messenger RNA. Its product is annotated as ATP-citrate synthase-like. NCBI's taxonomy places the organism in Eukaryota, Metazoa, Mollusca, Gastropoda, Neomphalida, Peltospiridae. Gene Ontology annotation, cellular component: cytosol. Gene Ontology annotation, molecular function: ATP citrate synthase activity. The record is from RefSeq and is a predicted model, not a curated record. Gene Ontology annotation, biological process: tricarboxylic acid cycle; fatty acid biosynthetic process; citrate metabolic process.